Messenger RNA from Clupea harengus (Atlantic herring), 922 nucleotides. RefSeq names its product H3 histone, family 3D (gene h3f3d). Lineage: Eukaryota; Metazoa; Chordata; Actinopteri; Clupeiformes; Clupeidae. Gene Ontology annotation, cellular component: nucleosome. Gene Ontology annotation, molecular function: structural constituent of chromatin; protein heterodimerization activity; DNA binding. The record is from RefSeq and is a predicted model, not a curated record.
CGUCAUUGGGCAUAUAAAUAGGGGGUAGUCGUCAACCCAUUCAACGAUAUAGCUUGUUUUGGCUUUUCGGAUUGACCGUAGCAAAUCCUUCUGAGAGCAGUCCAGUUGCGACAGUGCCAUGGCACGUACCAAGCAGACCGCCCGUAAGUCCACCGGAGGCAAGGCUCCGCGAAAGCAGCUGGCCACCAAAGCGGCCAGGAAAAGCGCCCCCUCUACCGGUGGAGUGAAGAAGCCCCACAGAUACCGGCCAGGAACUGUGGCUCUGAGAGAGAUCCGUCGGUACCAGAAGUCCACUGAGUUGCUCAUCCGCAAGCUGCCCUUCCAGCGUCUUGUUCGUGAGAUCGCACAGGACUUCAAGACCGAUCUGCGUUUCCAGAGUGCAGCUAUUGGAGCCCUGCAGGAGGCCAGCGAGGCGUACCUGGUGGGUCUCUUUGAGGACACCAACCUCUGCGCCAUCCAUGCCAAGCGCGUGACCAUCAUGCCCAAGGACAUCCAGCUGGCACGGCGAAUCAGAGGGGAGCGUGCUUAAGAACACUCUUACUUGUACUCCAGUUUUUUCUCUAAAUGGGUGAUGUGGGUGGGGUGGGGGUGGGUAGGCAUAUGGGGUAAGUCUUUAAAUCUGAACUACAAAUGCUUGUUGUAGUUUUUUUGCGUUUUAAUUUUUUGUAAUGUUUGGUAGAAAGGGUAGGGGGACGGGGGAACUUGUGGGUAUAUAUAAAUAUAUUUUUCAGUUCUACAAGUAGGCAGCAUUGUGCAGAACAUUCCUAAAGUUCCUCUCAGGAUUUUACACUUUCUAUUUUAGACUUUUGGUAUACUUCUGGUAGCGUAGUCUGCAUGAAUUAGGGUGAACUAGAUGUCUUAUUUUUUAUUUUUUUUCCUCCAUUGUGGCCAUUUGGUUGUAAAUAAACGUUCCACUACCUCA